Molecule: messenger RNA, 969 nt
Organism: Sporisorium graminicola
Lineage: Eukaryota; Fungi; Basidiomycota; Ustilaginomycetes; Ustilaginales; Ustilaginaceae
Exons: 1
Coding region: 1-969 (322 amino acids)
Source: RefSeq, a predicted model, not a curated record
AUGACGCACACACGCGCCGAACAACUGUUCAAACUCCAAGCGGUCGAUGUGGCAGCGAACCACAUACAACCCGCUUCGUCACGCGGCCAGCCGGACAGUGUUCAGACCAUCCAAUCCUCACAUCGGCUCGACAUCCUCUAUGCUUGGCUGACAGGUUCCGAUCCUUGCCCUGCCACCUCAGCCGGCUCGCACCAUGCCCAAGCGGACUACUCGCUGCUCUCCGGAACCAUCAUGGAUCUCGGGUGCGGUCAGGGCGAUCAGACCGGUGCACUGGGCGCUCUCAUCGCCGCACACCCUGGAAUCUUAAAGGAAGGCAAAGUCAUCGGUGUCGAUCCGGCGCAAGGGGACUACGGGUCGCCGUACACGCUUCGGCAAGCACAGGAUGAGUUGGCGCAGAACAGCCAACUGGCGCGGCAUGUUUCUUUCGCGUUGGGCAAGACGGGCCCGCAAGUGCUCGAGACUCAGACAUUCGAUACCGUGGUUCUUGCGCACAGCUUGUGGUACUUUCCAUCCGCUCAGGUGCUUAAUCAGACGUUUGCAGCCAUCAAACAGGCCGGAGUGAAACAUCUUUUACUGGCAGAAUGGGCCAUGGCCGCUUCCCACCCGGACGCGCUCCCCCAUCUGCUAGCUGCUCUGCUCCAAGGUCAGUCGCCGGUCCAAGGUGCGAAUAUACAGACACCUCUCAGCCCUGAACAAGUGAAAGGCAUCGCAGUCCAAGCAGGGUGGAUGGUCAAACGCGAACUCACUUUCUCGCCCUCUGAGCGACUCCAGGAUGGCGACUGGGAGAUCGAAAUGGCUCGAGAAGCCGCUGAUGCCGCUGCCAAGUUCGAUGCGAGCGGCGACAAGACAGCGCUCAGGCUGAAACAAUCGGUGCAGGCUACUAGGUACGCUCUGGAGGAAGCGGUCAAGCGAAUCGGCAGACAGGAAAGAUCGAUGGACGUCUGGACGGCCGUGCUCACUGCAGCCUGA